CUUCUCGUCUUCGGGAUAGACGAGGAGGCUCCUGAGAUCCCCGAGGCGGAACUCGAGAAGGAGGCCGUGCUGCGGGAGCGGCCUGCUGAGCCGUCGGGCCCGCCACCCAAGAAGCAGAAGCCAGCACCGGCACCUUCGCGCAAAACUCCCACCACACCCAUCGGGCGAGGUACUUCUUCGGGAGGUGGAGCAGACAUGGAAUCUUUCAUUCACAGCUUUGGCCUAAACGCAGAUGCCGCGCGGACGUUGCGUGAGCUGCCUCCGGAGAGCUUGAAUCAUGUGAUGGACACUUUUGCGCCUAAACCGGACACCAAG
This is a messenger RNA of Symbiodinium pilosum, 315 nucleotides long. The record is from the annotation of a GenBank genome assembly. NCBI's taxonomy places the organism in Eukaryota, Dinophyceae, Suessiales, Symbiodiniaceae.